Molecule: messenger RNA, 1290 nt
Organism: Schistosoma margrebowiei
Lineage: Eukaryota; Metazoa; Platyhelminthes; Trematoda; Strigeidida; Schistosomatidae
Source: the annotation of a GenBank genome assembly
AUGUUACAAUUUUCUAUAUUUCUCAUUCAUUAUUUAUUUAUUGUAUUAGUUCAAUCAAAAUUCAAUUCAACUAUUGAAUAUUUUGAUGAAAAUCUUAGUGAUAAUAAGAAAUGGGCUAUUUUAGUUGCUGGAUCUAAUGGGUUCGACAAUUAUAGACAUCAAGCAGAUGUCUGUCAUGCUUACCAUGUAUUACGUUCAAAGGGUAUAAAACCUGAACAUAUUAUCACAAUGAUGUAUGAUGAUAUCGCUCAUAAUAAGAUGAAUCCAUUUCGUGGAAAAAUUUUCAAUGAUUAUAGCCAUAAAGAUUGGUAUAAAGGAGUUGUGAUCGAUUAUAAGGGUAAACAAGUCAACCCGGAAACGUUUCUGAAAGUUCUGAAAGGAGAUAAAAGCGCUGGUGGAAAAGUUUUGAAAAGUGGGAAAAAUGAUGAUGUAUUCAUAUACUUCACUGAUCAUGGUGCACCGGGUCUAAUCGCCUUCCCUGAUGAUGAUUUACAUGCCAAACAAUUUAUGGCAACGCUGAAAUACCUUCAUAACCACAAACGUUAUUCAAAACUAGUGAUUUAUAUUGAAGCGUGUGAAUCAGGUUCCAUGUUUCAAGGAAUAUUACCGUCGAAUUUAAAUAUUUACGCGACUACAGCUGCUAGUCCAACUGAAUCUAGUUAUGGUACAUUUUGUGAUGAUCCAAAAAUACCUUCUUGCCUGGCUGAUUUAUACUCAUACGAUUGGAUUGUUGACUCACAAACACACCAGUUGACACGACGAACACUCGACCAACAGUAUAGAGAGGUUAAACGUGAAACGGAUCUUAGUCAUGUUCAGAGAUAUGGUGAUACGAAAAUGGGUAAAUUACACGUUAGUGAAUUUCAAGGAAGUCGAAACAAGGAUUUAAUUGAGGACAAUGAACCUCCAAUGAAGCCAAAGGAUUCUGUCGCUUCACGUGAUAUUCCAUUGCAUACUCUACAUCGUCAAAUAAUGAUGACCAAUAAUGCAGAAGACAAGAAGUUACUAAUGGAAAUUCUUGGUUUGAAAUUGAAGAGAAGAGAUUUCAUUGAAGAUACUAUGAAAUUAAUAAUGAAAGUAAUGAAUAAUGAAGAAAAACCUAUUUCCAAGGCAACUAUCGAUCAAACGUUGGAUUGUACAGAAUCCGUCUAUGAACAGUUCAAAAGUAAAUGUUUCACACUGCAACAGGCUCCAGAAGUUGGAGGACACUUGUCCACCCUUUACAAUUAUUGUGCAGAAGGUUAUACAGCUGAAACGAUCAAUGAAGCAAUCAUAAAAAUCUGCAAUUAA